Molecule: messenger RNA, 4670 nt
Organism: Microtus ochrogaster (prairie vole)
Lineage: Eukaryota; Metazoa; Chordata; Mammalia; Rodentia; Cricetidae
Gene: Cldn12
Product: claudin 12
Exons: 2
Coding region: 1477-2211 (244 amino acids)
Cellular component (GO): plasma membrane
Source: RefSeq, a predicted model, not a curated record
CAUUUCUGGAAGCAGGGAGGGAACAGUGAUUGAGUGAAGAGUUUGAGAGGAGUAGCUGAAGGAGUCUUGGAGCUUUAGAAGAAACAGGAAUAACCUCCUUUUUAUUGCUCAGUCUUUCUCUAACCCAGGGCAAUAACUUUUUAAUAAAUGGUUUACUGGCUUAUGUUGCUUAAUAUAUAACAAUGUUCACGUAAUACACAGCAAUUAUGCAGUUGAUUAACCGUCAGUAUUUUGAGUUUGUAUGGGGCAGCAUAUUUUAUUAGCACACUAGACCAGUGACCUGAGUGUCUUCACAGGGUGUCUUCCAUAUGCCACAUGCAACAAAAGACAUUUGUUGAACAAGUCAUAGCCAUUUCUUUGUCUAGCCCACAUCUGUGAACUACUUUAUAUGGUCUUGGUACAGGGCCCACUAUGCAUUCAUACAACCCUGGAAUGAAUUGUAUGCCUGGCGCUAUGCAUGUACUCAUCAUAUAUGGGGGAAAACAGGUCAAAACACUCCUGGAGCCGAAUUCUGGAGCUUGGCAGCAGUAAGCAUUCCUAAUGCAAGCAUUCUCAAACCUGCACCAAAAUGUUCAUCCUUUGUGCUAAAAUUAAGCAAGAGAGGAGGAUUUUUUUUUUUUACCUGCAUGAAAACUAAACUAUAAUCUGUCAUUUUAUUCUGAAAAUUUCCUAGGACAGUUGUAGCUUCUGACACUAACAGAAAGCAGUACAGGUGGUAGCUAGUAACUCUGGGAAACUUAGAACCGCCCUCUUUACUCUAAGGUAAGGCCAUCCAUGGCCAAACUCGAUUUUCAUAUUAUACACUUAAUAAUGUGUUACUAUUUGAAUACACAGACAUAGAAUUUCUGCUAGUAAAACUCUUCCUAAUUUGUAUGACUAUAUAACUUAUGCAUGUAGCAUAGUUUUCUAAAGGACAUUGUACCUGCUUGCUGAGACACGUGCUAACCUAGUUUCUUAGCAUUUUGUCAUGGUUAUCUUUCUGAUCCUGGCUUCUGGGAAUGUUCUUGUGCCAUUUUUGGAAAAGAUAAUGGAUUCUGUGAGCACCAUCAUAAUGUAUCAGAAAUAAAAGUUACUCUCAACUUCACCCCUUCACCUUGCUUUAAAUAACAAGAAAAGGAAAUGUAGCCAUGAGAAUUUGUCUGCUCUGUGGCCUCCUUGGAAAAUACACUUGAGUAGUGCUUUGAGAUCACUGCAAACUCUCAAAAAAAAUUUAAAUCUGAAUCAGAUACUGGUUUAUAUAGUUAAUUGUACAUGAGAAAAGAAUACAGCCUACUACUUUGAGAAGCAAGAAAAGGCUUGCUGUUGUUUCUGUUACAAUAGCAUCAGCAGAGAGAGGUGUUCUACUUCAGAAUCUCCAUUGAUCGUCCACAAACGUUAAUAGCUCUGUAACCACUGAGUCUAGAGAUUUCCCUGAAGAGCACUUGAAUCAAAUUGAAUCAGCCAGAAGUUUGACCGGACUGUUCACGCCGACCUGCCAUGGGCUGCCGAGAUGUGCACGCGGCCACAGUGCUCUCCUUCCUGUGUGGCAUUGCCUCUGUGGCAGGCCUCUUCGCGGGGACUCUGCUUCCCAACUGGAGGAAACUGAGACUCAUCACGUUCAACAGAAACGAGAAGAACCUGACCGUGUACACCGGCCUGUGGGUGAAGUGUGCCCGGUACGAUGGAAGCAGUGACUGCCUGAUGUACGACCGCACCUGGUACCUGUCUGUGGACCAGCUGGACCUGCGUGUCCUCCAGUUUGCCCUGCCUCUCAGCAUCCUGAUCGCAAUGGGUGCCUUGCUGCUCUGUCUGAUUGGAAUGUGUAACACGGCCUUCAACUCCUCGGUGCCUAACAUCAAACUGGCCAAGUGUCUGGUCAAUAGUGCAGGCUGCCAUCUGGUGUCUGGACUCCUGUUUUUCCUGGCCGGCACUGUGAGCCUCACCCCAUCCAUCUGGGCUAUCUUUUAUAACACUCAUCUCAACAGGAAGUUUGAGCCGGUCUUUGCCUUUGACUAUGCGGUGUUUGUCACUAUCGCUAGCUCGGGGGGUCUGUUUAUGACUGCUCUUCUUCUGUUCAUUUGGUACUGCGCGUGCAAAUCUCUGUCGUCGCCCUUCUGGCAGCCGCUGUACUCUCAUCCCCCCAGUAUGCACGCUUACUCUCAGCCCUAUUCAUCGCGCUCCCGCCUCUCCGCCAUAGAAAUCGACAUUCCAGUAGUUUCACACAGCACUUAACAGAGAUAGAGUUGACCGUGACAAGUCCCUGUCAUGGCCUCACGGUCCCCUGCGUAAAGAGCCUUUUUGGACCUGUAUACGUUUUUCCUUUGUUCUUGACUAGUCAGUGGAGCCAAAUUUAUAUAUCUUGGUAGAAUGAAAUGCUGCUAGAUUUUAUGAGGUCUAUAUUACGUUCUAAAUGUGAAACAUUCCUUCUAUCUUGCUUCUAAUCCUAGAAGGGGAUUCAGCCUCCCCGUUGAUGUCUGUGAUAGAACAGCACGGUGAGACACAGUGCUGUUGUGCUUGAUCCUUGCAGUAUUUCAGAUCCUGUUUGUCUCUGAUGACUUAAACCGAGAAGAGCAGUUAAGUACAAGGAAUUUCAGUCAGGAGAGGAUUGCAGUUCGUCUCCAGGACUCUGCCAGCUCGAGGGUAUAAUUUUGUUCUCUCUUAGGACUAAUUGCAUAGGCACCAGUAUACUGAAGAUUACUAUCUUCUACCUCGUAUCAGUGGAAAGUGACAUCAUUUUAAAUGAUGUCAGAGUAAGGUUAACAUUUGACCUUUUUUUGGUUUUCAGACAGGCUCUUGCUCUCUCUAGACCAGGCUGCCCUCAGACUUUUCACCGUCCUCCUGUCUGCCUCCUGAGCAAUGACUGCAGGCAUGCCCACCCACAUCUAGCGCAUCAGAAUUUUUAGUUAGAGUUAUAUUGUUGGAGUUGAAAUGUGCCAAGUGACAGGAAAGAUAAAAUCCUUUCCAGAUUCCCAUCAGUCAGGUAGUCCUUGUGCCCUGCACAAGAUUAGCGGCUAAGACAAGUGAGCAAAAGGUUGUUGAAGCCAAAUGGUUGCCUUUGAGACCUACAUGGCAGGGCGCAGGAGCCAGUUCUUAGUGACGGCAUAAGAGUCACGUGGUGGCUCCUGUGUCAAUGAGUGAUGUGUGUGGUGGCAGCUGGACCGCUCAGCUCCUGCUCCCUCCCUCCCAGCCGGCCUUUAGUCUGCCUCGCGCGCUCGGGUAUUACACUGGAGGACACACAAAGGAGGAUGUAGCUACAUCUGUGGAAAUUCUGGUCUAAUACAGAUCAGACUGAUAACUGACAACCAGCUGAACGGCUGUGGACUUCUCAAGCGUUGAUCCAGGAAAAUAUUUCAGCUGAGCCAUGCCUGCCUGGCACAGCCAGCCUGUGGCACACCAGCAGCAAUGUCCUGGACACAGAGAUUGACCUGGUAACAGUUUCAGAUAAGGAGAACAGGAAGGCAGUGGAGAGAUUAAACUGUGCCCUUUCUACCUCGGAGAUUAAGAUGAUGCAUUAGAGAGAGAUAGGUUUUAAAAAUGUCUCCUGAUGUGAUAUCAAGUGGAAGAAAGCAUGUUGAUACUAAAGUAACACUAAGUAACAUUAAGAGUUGUUGGUCUUAACUCUUGGUGGUUUGAGCUGCUCACCUGGUAUAAUUUCAGUGUACUAGCACUGUGUUUGUAAGGAUUGUGGUAUAUUAUAGUUACAGAUUUUUACAAGCGGCUGAUUUUGUGAUAAACAGUUCAUGAUGCCUCUUUUGCAAAUCUGAGUAUUUCUAUAGAGAUGUGUAGUAGUUUUCCCUAAGUCCAACACUACUUCAUGUAGGCGAGUAACGCCGAUCGUAUAAUUUUUAAAUGCUGUCAUUACAAAGCAUGCACAUCUAUGGUUUUUUAAAUUAUCGCUUUGAAUCUUUAUCACCUCUGGUUCUUCUCAUUCAUAGAUAUCGCUAAGUAUUGAUCAUUCCAAGACAAUGGCAGCUGAAUUUCGAGAUUAGUAUUAGUUUUUCUUUUUUGUUAGUUAAUCUUAGGUUUUCUCUCACUAAACUGUUGUUCAAAAGGGCCAAGAAUUCCACCGUCCCUUGGUUGUAGUAUAAAGAGUUAAAAGUAGGGCCAGGCAUGGUGGCUUUUCACAUUAAUUCCAGUACUCAGGAGGCAGAGACAGGUGCAUCUCUCUGGACAUCCUGGUCUCCAUAGCAAGUUCCAAGCUGGUCUGAGGUAUACAGUGAGACAGUGUCUCAAAAAACUUGAAAAAGAAGAAAAGAAGGCAAGCGGACUGACUCACUUGUGAGAACACGACAGUCUGCGUCUCCCAGGGUUGCACUGCAAACGUGAAGCUUUCUUAGGAGAGUCUUUGGCAUCAUCAUCUAUAGCCUCCAAUUAGUAUUUAUUAUGAAUUUAUGAAUUCACUCAGGAAGAGAAACAGCUGUUUCUGUUGUCGUUUUGGUGUUGCAGCUUUGGCAUAAAUAGCUAUUUUGUAAAGCCAUCAAAGGGAAGCAUGCGCUCACAGUCCUUCCAGCCACUCGAGCACUCCUGGACCAUGGGAGAUGGGACACCAGGCUUGUGUUGUCCAGCUUCAGAAAAGAAUCAGUUCACUCUGCUUGUCUAUGUGCCCUGUGAUGGCUAGUGUGUGCUAUAAACCACACAGUAAAAACCUCAGUGGGCGUGGUGUGCUGCCUCAUGGUUAUUAAAAGAUGUUA